Messenger RNA from Coffea eugenioides, 1350 nucleotides. RefSeq names its product pelargonidin 3-O-(6-caffeoylglucoside) 5-O-(6-O-malonylglucoside) 4'''-malonyltransferase-like. Bases 1 to 1350 code for a protein of 449 amino acids. NCBI's taxonomy places the organism in Eukaryota, Viridiplantae, Streptophyta, Magnoliopsida, Gentianales, Rubiaceae. The record is from RefSeq and is a predicted model, not a curated record. The transcript has a single exon.
AUGAAGAUGAUGAUGAUGGAAGUUAAGGUUCUAUCUAGGAAGCUCAUUCAACCAUCAACUCCUACUCCCCAUGACCUUAGAAACUUCCGUAUAGCUUUCACUGAUGAAAUGUCUCCAACAGCGAACGUCCCACUGAUUCUCUACUAUGUCAACAACAGCAGCAAAGCUGACGACAAGACUAGGAUCAAACAGUUGCUGGAGACCUCGUUAGCUCAGGUAUUACCCCAGUUCUACCCUCUAGCAGGAAGGUACGUCGAGGAAAGUCGCCUCAUUGAUUGUAGAGAUCAAGGUGUUCAUUACGCAGAAGCACAGGUCCUGAACUGCCAUCUGCAUCAACUUCUUGGACCGGAGAUGAAACCUGAGCAGCUCAACGAUCUCCUUCCGUGCCCGCUUUACGCCGCUGAUGGAGUCACGGAUCCACUGUUGUCAAUUCAGGUUAGCACGUUUGAAUGUGGUGGUAUGGCGAUCGGCGUGUGCAUUUCCCACAGGAUUGCAGAUGCAGCCACCCUGGGCACAUUUCUCUGUGCCUGGGCUGAUGCAUGCAGUCUAGAAGAAGGCAGGGAAAACGUCUGCCCUGUUUUCAAUUCCUCCCAUUACUUCCCUGGAAGAAACUUGCCUAAGCUUGAGCUUCGAAUCCCACAAACCAAUGGCCAGGAUGUCCCUAAGAUAUUGACGAGGAGGUUUGUGUUUGAUGGAAGGGCGAUAAGCAAAAUUCGGUCCAAAGUCUUGAUGAACUGCGAAAAUGGCACAACCAAGCAUCAGUAUACAAGAGUGCAAUUGGUUUCCGGCCUCUUUAUAAGGGCUCUUCUUGGACUUGAUCGAGCAAAAUAUGGACGUUCAAGAGCUUCACUCAUUACGCAUACAGUAAAUUUGAGGAACAAAACUUCUCCACCUAUUCCAAAACAUUCUUGUGGGAACUUCUGUACUUUCGCGGUAGCCAAUUGCGCCGCGGAGCAAGCCAAAAGCCCAGGGCUUCAAGGCACUGUAAAUCUUGUUGGGGAUGCAGUCAGGAAAACCGCAGCAGAUUGCGCGAGAAUUCUCAACUCUGGGGAGGAUGGAAACAUGGUGAUCAUCGAUUCCUUUAAACAUGUCACUGAAAUUAUAUGCAACAGUGGUGGAGAUCUGAAUGUUAUUAUGUUUACUAGCUGGUGCCGGUUUCCACUCUACGAAGUUGAUUUUGGGUGGGGAAAACCGAUUUGGAUAAGCCCUGCUAGCAUACCUGCACCGAAUUCUUGUGUGAUGAUGGACACCAAAGAUGGCGAUGGCAUCGAAGCAUGGUUGAGUUUGGACGAGAAAGAUAUGUAUAUGCUCCAACAGGAUCACGACAUCACAACUUUUACGGCCGCCUGA